AUGUAUAUAGAAAAAAAAAAAGAGGAAAUAUAUUUGGCAAAAGCAAUAUAUGCCUAUGGAAUAAAUUUGAAUGUACGGAAUCCAUUUUUUUUACUAGAUAAUAAUUCAAUUUUUUAUAGUAUAGGCACAAAUGGAGUAGUUCAUAAUAUUAUAGAUAAAAGUCAAAAAUUUAUUUUGAGUGAUGAAAAUUGUUAUAGUAUAAUAUGUUUAGGUGUAAGUAAUGAUAAGAAAUUAUUAGCUUUAGGUGAAAUGUCUAUUAAUAAGCCAUUUAUAUGUAUAUUUACAAAUAGCUAUAAAUUUAUAAAAAAAUUAACAUUAAAUAUAUCUGAUAAUGAAAGUAAAAUUAUGAAUAUAUGUUUUUCUUCAAAAAAUAAAUAUUUAUAUUGUGUAACUAAUGGAUUUACAAAAAGUUUAUUUUUAUGUUAUGAUUGGUUUGCGGGAAAAUUAAUUUUUAGUAAAAUUUUUCCUUUUUAUGAAUUUAAUGAAAAUUGUGAAAUUUUUUUGAAUAAUAAAAAUUCUUCUUAUAUAGGAUUAAUAUCAACUUUUGUAAAAAAUGAUUUAAAUAAUGAGAUAAAUGAAAAUCAGUUAUUAGAUGAUGGGAAGGAAUUACCAGAUGUGGGAAUAGACAGAUGUAUGGGUUCUGGAGAAGUUAUACAUAAUGAUAAUAAUAUAAAUAAAGCUAGCCAUAAAUUAGAAAAAAAUAUAUUCCUAUAUCAUUAUACAAAUGAGGAUCUAACAGAAAUAAAAAUAAAAAAUAAAAAACUUGAAAAAGUUAGUAAUACCUAUAUAUAUUGUUCCUGGAUAAAUGAUGGUAUUUUACUACUAAUAAAUAAAGAUAAUUAUUUAAUUUUUUAUAAUAUAAAAAAAAAAUUAUUAAAAAUAUAUAAGGAUCAUAUAGGAAAUAAUCAAAUAUUAAAAGUGGCAUGUUUAUCAAAUGGUUUUAUUUUAUAUGAUAAUAAUUAUAUAUAUAUUUAUGAAGAAUCAAAUUUCAAAGUUGAUAAUGAUGGAUUAAGUUAUCAAUUAAAAUAUUACAUCCAUUUUAAUUAUAAUAAUUUAUUUAAUGAAUAUUCUUUGCUAUCAUCUUGUGAAAGAUUUAUUUAUUUUAUUGGGCAAGAUGGGCAUAUAAAAAGGUUAGACAUUCAAAGAGAGAAAAUAUGUUCUUCAAGUUUUGACGGGAAAGGGGGUCACCAUUUAGGAGGCACUUCAAAAGAUGUAAUAAAAGAUGGAGAAGCAAACAAAAAUACGAUGGAAAAUGUUGAAAAUGGACAAAGUGAGACAGUGAAUUCGGGAAUGAUAAAGGAAAAUAAAGAAAAUUUGGAUGGUUUAGUAGAAUAUAAUACAAAAGAUGAAGGAAGAAAUAUCGAGACAGUAUUGAACAAUAUAAGCUUAGCAAAAAUAAAUGAUUUUGAUGUAUGUAUUAAAUGCCCAUUAAUAAUUUUAUGCUAUAAUGAUAAUACAAUAAAAAUAAUAAAUUAUAAAAAAAAGAAAUUAGUAAUUUCAAAUUCAUUUAAUAAUGAGCCAUUAAAAUUGUCUAUUCAUUGUUCAGGUCAUUUAUUGUUAGUUUCUUUUACAGAUAGAUUAAGAUUAUUUCAUAUAUUAUAUAAUAAAUUAAAAAUAAAAAAAGAAUGGUUUUUAAAGAAUUGCUCAUGUUGUAGAUUUUCAAAUGGUGGAAACUUAAUGGCUGUUUCAAAAAUUUCUACAAUUUAUAUUUAUAAAACUUAUACAUAUGAUAUUUUAUUUGUUUUUAAAUCACAUGUUAAUUAUAUUACAGACAUAAUUUGGAGUUACAAUGAUUUUACAAUAUUUUCAAUCGGAAAAGAUGGAUAUCUAUUUGAGUAUUCUUUAUAUAAUAAUGGAAAUAAAAAUAUAGAAAUAAUGCAUAAAGAUAAACAAUUUAUUAGUAUAGAUUUAGAAACUAUAGACAGUUCAGAAAAUGUAAGUGAUUUAAAUAAUCGAGUAGAUAAUUACAAUGAUGGUGAAAAAAUAAAAUAUGAUAGUGAAUAUAAAAAUAAUAAAAAUUUAAAUACAAGUAAUGUUAGAUCUAUUUAUUUAUCUUGUAAUGAUAAGACUAUUAAACAAUUAUGUGAUUCAAAAAUAGAAUGUGUUUUAGAAUCUGAAUUUGAAAUUAAUAAAAUAUUAUUAUAUAAAAAUAUUUUUUUAAUUUGUUCAUAUUAUAAUGGAUUUUUUUCACGAAUACGAUUUUAUGCUUUACCAUUAUGUGGCAUUUAUUUAGAAAUUCCAUGUCAUAUUUCUAAUUGUGUAAAUUUAAAAUUAGAUUAUAAUAAAGAACUAUUAUUUAGUUGUUCAAAAACUGGGGAAGUAUAUAUUUUUUCAAUCGAAAAAAUAAAAAAAUGUAUAUUGUUUCCUCGAAAUUUAGCUUCAAUUAGUAAUACAGCUUCUGAAAAGGUUAAACAAAUAAAUGGACAAGAUAUCAAAAGAUGUGACGAAAAAAAAGUAGAUGAAGAAAACCAAAACGAAAAUGAUAAUGAAAAUGAUGGAAAUAUAUGUACAAAUUUUAGUAAGAGUGAAAAAAGUAUGGAAGAUAAUGAUAAGUUAGAAGGACGGUCAGAAAAAAUGAGCAUAUCCGAUUUAGCAAAAGAUAAAGAUACAAAUUAUAAUCAUACCAAAAUUAUUAUUAUAGAAGAUAAUGAUAAAAUGUUAAAUAAUAAUGGGGAAGACAAAAAUGAAGAAUCUCAAGAUAUAAAUAGUGAUGAUACUUUAGAGGGAAAUAGAGAAAUAAAUUACAGUUUUGCAAUAUAUGACCUGAAUAAUAAAAGUAAAUAUAUAUUAGAUGAUGUUGAAAAAGAGAGUAAUGAUAUUUUGAUAGACUUUUGUUAUGUAGAAAAAAAAAAUAAUGAAUUAUUAGAUCUAGAAAAAAAGAUAACAAACUUAAAAAAUCAAAUGGAACUUGAAAUGAAAAAUAAAGAAUCUAUUUAUAAAAAUAUGAUAAAGAAAUUAAAAAAAGAAAAAGAUUUAGAAUUAAAAAACUUAAUGAAAAUAAAUAAAAAUAUAAUUAAAGAAAAAGAGAAAAUGGAAAAUAAGUGUAAAGAAUCAUUAUUCGAAUUAGAGGAAAAACAUAUAUAUUUUGUAAACCAACUAAAUUCACAAUUUUAUUUAACUAAUAAAAUAUGUGAAGAAAAGUUUUUAAAAAUUGAAGAAGAAUUUGAUUUAUAUAAAAAAAAUACAACUUUAGAAUUUUUAGAAUUAAAAAAAGAACAUGAAAUAAAAAUGGAUUUACUAAUGCAAGAAAAAAAUGAUGAAAUACAAAAAAAAGACGAUUGUCUAAAAAAAAGUGAAGAAAAAUAUGAGCAAAUGAAAAAAGAAAAAGAUCAAUAUAUCAAAGAAAUAGAAGAUGAUGUAGAUGAAGAAAUUCUUUUAUUAACUAAAAAAUAUGAAGAAGAAAUUGAUAAUCUAAAAAAAGAUAAGUUUGAUUUAUUAGGAAAAUUUAAGUUACAUGAAUAUAUAGAAGGUGAACUUAAUGAGGGUAUCAAUCUUGAAAAGGAUAAUUUUGUAAAAAAAUGUAUAAUGAUAAAGCGAAUGGAAGAGAACAUUGAAAGCCUAAAGCUUGAUAUAAAGAACCUGAACGAUAACAUAAAAUUGAAAGAUACAGAAAUCGAUGGUAAAAACAAAGAGAUUGAUAAUUUAAAGAAAAAAAAUAAAGAAUUUGAAAAAUUGAAAAUAGUUUUAUUUCAAAAAAUAAAAGACUUGGAAUCAACGUUAUCACCAAAAGAUUCAGAAAUAAAAGUGAUGAGAGAUAAGAUCGAUGAAAUGUCAAAAUGUUUUGAAAAUAAUCAUAAAAAAACUAUUAAUUUACAAAUAGAAAUAAAUGAACAUAAAAUGAAAAUAAAAUCAUUACAUGAUGACGUAUUAAAUUAUAAUAAAAAAAUUGGGAAUUAUGAAAAAAUUUUAAAAAAUUUACAAGACCAUAUCAAAGAAUGCUACUUACAUUUACAUGAUAAAAAAAUAUUUAAUUCAUCCUUUUUAAAUCUUUACAAUAAAUUUCACAAAAUUAACGAUGUUCAUAAUUAUGAUACGAAAAAUGUUUUUUCAGAGUAUAUUAGACAAAAGGAAUAUUUAGAAAAUAUGAUACAAGUAUUAAAAGAUAAAUUGGAAAAGGAAACGGAAGCUUAUAGAAUAGAAAAAAUUAAAAUGAUGAAUGAAAAUUCGUUAUUACUAAAAGAAAUAAAUGAUUUAAAAAUGGAUUUAAACUUUUUAAAAUCCGAAUUUCAUGAUGCAAAACUUAAAAACAGAAAAAAUCGUUUUUAA
Messenger RNA from Plasmodium vinckei vinckei, 4266 nucleotides. Its product is annotated as WD repeat-containing protein 65, putative. Lineage: Eukaryota; Apicomplexa; Aconoidasida; Haemosporida; Plasmodiidae. Bases 1 to 4266 code for a protein of 1421 amino acids. The record is from RefSeq and is a predicted model, not a curated record. Gene Ontology annotation, molecular function: protein binding. The transcript has 2 exons.